This is a messenger RNA of Clonostachys rhizophaga, 567 nucleotides long. The record is from the annotation of a GenBank genome assembly. NCBI's taxonomy places the organism in Eukaryota, Fungi, Ascomycota, Sordariomycetes, Hypocreales, Bionectriaceae.
AUGCCUACCCACGUCAACCUAAUCACGGGCAAUCCCAACAAGCUGCGAGAAGUCAAGGCCAUCCUCGAAGCCGCGGGGAUCGAGGUCCGCAGCCAGAACAUCGACCUGGAGGAGGUCCAGGGGUCCAUCGAGGAAGUGACAGAGUCCAAGUGCCGCAGGGCAGCAGAACAGGCGGGUGGCCCCGUCUUAGUCGACGACACGUCUCUAUGCUUCAAGGCUCUGGGCGGUCUCCCUGGCCCUUACAUCAAGUGGUUUUUGCAAAAACUAGGCCAUGAGGGUCUGAACAACCUCCUCGCCGCCUACCCUGACAAGUCCGCUGAAGCUGUUGCCACCUUUGGAUACUCAGCUGGCCCAGGACACAAGCCCAUCCUGUUCCAGGGCCGUUGCCCAGGCAAGAUUGUUCCCGCAAGAGGACCUACCGAUUUCGGCUGGGAUCCAAUCUUUGAGUACGAGGGCAAGACCUUCGCCGAGAUGGACAAGUCGGAGAAGAACAAAAUCUCCCACCGCAGCCUUGCUCUCCAGAAGCUACAAGACUGGUUCAAGGAGCAAAACAGGGGCUCUGAAUAA